AUGGCUCCAGAAAAUUCUUCUUCCUCUUCUACUCAAACCGACAUGAAUCAAUCUUCUCUUGGCUUCCCCAUCCCCUCUCCAACAAUUUCCAAUAUCAAAGGUUUUGUUCCUAUCGAAUUGACAUAUGUCAAUUACCUCACCUGGAAGAGAGUUUUUCUCACAGUCCUUAAAAGUCACAACCUUCUUUCCUUAGUAGAUGGAACCAUACCAUGUCCAUCACCAGACCACGCUGAUUACAAGCUAUGGAUUCAAUGCGAUACUAUUGCAUUAAGUUGGAUUAAUGCAACACUUUCUUCUAUUGUUCUUGACACACUUUUGAACUAUGCUUGUGAGACAUCUAAACAGGCUUGGGACACCCUCGCAUCACUGUAUUUGGAUCAAGUCUCUUCCUCAUCCAUUCACCUUAAGUCGAAAUUCCAAAAUUUCAAGAAAGGUCCCCUUUCUAUGGAAGAUUAUCUCCAGCAACUUCACUCUAUUGCCUGCUCUCUCAGGGCAAUUGGUAAACCUCUGACUGAUGAUGAUUUAGUCACUCAAGCUUUGCAAGGAUUGCCUUCAUCUUAUCGUACCUUUGUGUCUGGAUUAAAUGCUACUGGCUCACUUCCUUCUUUCAUUGCAUUACGACCACCACUUCUCACUGAAGAAGCUCAUAUUAAUGCAAAUGCUUCUGAAGAGUCAAAUGCUCAAACUCCGUUGCUUGCGUCAACUCAAGCGAAGACCACUUCUAAUUCAUCAUCUUCCUUCAAUGGAAAUCAGCCUACAAAAGGAUACUUCCAUGGACGAGGUCGUGGCAAAAAUAACAAGGGACAAUAUGGUAGGGGUCGAGGAUACCACAACUCUUCAUGGUCUGGUUUCCAACCUCAAUCUCGGCCUCCUUCCCCUGCUACUGGUAUUUUGGGUAGACCACCUUUCAUUCCUACUAAACAAUGUCAAAUUUGUUUUCAUUAUAACCACACUGCGUUGGAGUGCAGAAACAGGUUCAACCAUUCCUUUGUGGCUAACAAUAUUCCUAAACCAUUUGCUGCAAUGAAUUUGGAGGAGGUUCAACCAACAGUUUGGUACCCAGACUCUGGGGCAUCUGCGCACAUGACAAAUGAUCCUUCUACUCUUACUUCUCACACUCCUUAUUCUGGUCCUUCUCAAGUCAUGGUUGGAGAUGGUACUCUUCUCUCAAUUAAAUCUACUGGUUCCUCUAUCCUUCCAACAACUUCUAAGCCUCUUCUCUUAAAGAAAGUUUUAUAUGUUCCGUCCCUUGCUAAAAAUCUGCUCUCUAUUCAACGCUUAUGUGCUGAUAAUAAUUGUCUUAUUGAAUUUACUAACUCUGGUUUUUUUGUCAAGGACUUGAAGACCAGAACACUGUUGCUCCACUGUAACAAUUCUGGGUCUCUUUAUCCUCUACGUGUCGCUCCAUCUGCCUCCUCCAUCUUUGGUCUCUUUGCUAAAAGUCCUAUUUUACAUGGAAACAGUCAUCCUACUUCACCUAAUUUGCAGCAUCACAUUUCAAAUAGGAGUCUUCAAACUCCUUUGAAUCACGAGAAUAUUUCCAGCCUUUCUCCUUCUUCACCAGGCACUCCUUCUCCUUCCCAUUCUCAAUCACCUUUUGAUCACGUAACUUCUAAUAACCAACCUAUUGUAUCCGCUUCGAGUUGCUCCUCUCUCUCUCCUAUUGCCCGUGAUUCUUCAUCUCAUGCACAUUCUACACCAACUCUUUCUUCACCCGACAAUUUUCAAGUAUCUCGCACACAAUCAACAACUGUACAACCUCAAAUUCAUCAUAUGACUACUCGCUCUAAAACAGGGUCUCUCAAGCCACGCAUUCUUCCUUCCUUGAUGGCUUCUACAUGUCCCAUUUUAUCUGAACCGUCCUCCUUUGCUCAAGCUUCUAAAGACACUCGUUGGAUGCAAGCAAUGAGUUCUGAAUUCGAUGCUCUCAUUCAAAAUAAAACUUGGACUUUGGUGCCUCCUCCUCCUAAUGCAAAUAUUGUUGGCAACGAAUGGGUGUUUCGAAUCAAAGUUUGUGCAAAUGGCUCCGUUGAAAGAUUUAAAGCUCGUCUGUUGAAAGAAGUUCAUCAACUCCUAUUUCACAAUCCCUUUUUGCAGAAAGUCCAAAUAGAGAUUUUAAUAAUUCCUCUGAACACUAUUUUGGCAAAGUCUCAUUUCACCCUUCAAACCAUUUAUGUUCUUUUUCAUGCAACUCUGAAUUCAGCCCAAAACUCAAUAAUCUUCGCCGAAAAUCGUUUCGGAGAGCUCAAUCUGAUGGGAAUUUAA
Nicotiana attenuata is the source of this 2265-nucleotide messenger RNA. RefSeq lists its product as uncharacterized. The transcript has 2 exons. The record is from RefSeq and is a predicted model, not a curated record. Bases 1 to 2265 code for a protein of 754 amino acids. Lineage: Eukaryota; Viridiplantae; Streptophyta; Magnoliopsida; Solanales; Solanaceae.